GAUUUUAUUUUUUUAACAGAGGACUACCGGGUAUACGGUCGGCACCAUAUCAUUUAAUUGGACUGGGCGACAUAAUGGCGAACCUUCUAGGACUCCUUGCUCUCCUUUCCUAUAUCACAGGCGUGUCUGCUGAAGUCUGUUCUGCCGCCUACACCUACUACUCCUACUACUACUACACCUACUACGUAUACUGUAAUGAAGGCUGUUGUGGUUAUUACUACAGCAGGGAAUGCUGUGCAUCAGCUGGAGGAACUAUUGCCGGGGCAGUCAUCGGAAGCAUCAUCUUCAUUGCCUGCAUCGUCGUCUUCAUCAUCAUCAUCAAGAAAUGCAAUACGAAAAGAACUGGCGUUGUUGUGGUAGGGCCGGCACGCACGACUGGAACCAACAUCACUGUUGUUAACACCACCAAUCGGCAGCAGCCUUAUGGUGGAUAUCCCCAGCCACAGUACGGGGUACAACCAUCUGGCGGAGCUGUGUAUCCUCCACCACCAGCAGCAGUACCACCAGCCUACCCACCAGCAGCAGUACCACCAGCCUACCAACCUCCUCAAAACGCUCCUGGCAAACCAGCUACUUAUUAGUGUACUCAGAAAUGUAACGAGGAACCUAAAUCAUUGAAAUGAGAUAAAAGUAUGCGUAUUUUUCGAUGUUACGACAACAUUUAUCCGGAUCUGUUUUCAUAAUCAGUACAGUAGUGUUUUCAUAGAUUUUAUUUGUUGUUUUCCUGUAUCGAUAGACAUUUUAUCUAUAAUUGCAGAUAUAUCAAUCUUUUUUAAUUGACCAGUGAAGCUUUGUCACCGCAUCUAAUUACACGAGUGUAUUAUGGGUAUAUAUAUAUUUAAGGAGGCCUUCAUUCUUUAUGAAAUGCAUUCACUUACAUGUACACAAUACAUUAGUACAAUCAAGAACGUUAAUUAAAUACAUAAGGGUGACUUACUUAAUGCUACAUAUCAGAACACGCUUGGAUUAUACUGCCAUCUGGUUCAGUUCGAUGCUUUUAUUACAUAUAUCUAUAUAUAUCCCCUGAAGAGUGGCACGAUAUAGCCACGAAAGUACAAGGGAUACAGCAGAUCUUUGUUUGACUUUUUAUUCUAUUAUAUAUAAUUCUUUUUAUAUAUAUAUUUUUUUUCUGUAAGCCGGCGAAAAGAAGUUUAAACAAGGCAUAGCUAAAAUUGUCCAGAACAUUCGGAAGUAGAAAUAUAGAUUCUCAUGUCGUACCAACAAGCACAUUAAACAGUUGGAGCACACAUUUAGCUCACUAUUUUUGGCAUUAAAGCUUUCAUCGCAGCAUUGUAGAUAUUUAUACAUGUAUAUAGACGUAUCUAUCUUUUUGUUUGAAAAUCUAAAGAUUUGGUUCCAAGAUACACUCUUAAGAAGAAGCGCGGAGUUCAAAUGGAUUUCACGGAGUCAUUUGAAUGUUUCGCUGGAAUGUUUGAAUCCCCAAUGGGUGAUUUUAUUAUCUGAGAUAUUCUCUCCGAGUAUUUUAUAUGGUGUUCACCCUAACGAUGGUUUACAAUAACAGCAAGGUUAUUUCGGUUAAAUCAUAAUCCAUGAUUACUGUAUUUGACAAGCGUCGCGGUGAGUCAAAAUUGACAAAUUUAAAUUUGAAUUUUGUUUGUUGAUAUGUGUGUUUUCGGCAGAACAAUGUGCAAUGUCUUCAUUUAAGAUAAUUGAAGUUGCUUUAUGCUUUUGAAAAACUACAUCUAACCUAUAUCUAACAUAGUGAAAGUUUUAGUUCAGCAUUACUAAAACCGGAUAUGACCGCCAUCCAAAGUUGUUUACCCACGACACCUGUAGCUUGAUUCCUACACUGACCAAACCACUCUAUAUUAUAGUAUUAACCCGAUAGUCACAUAUACUUAAACCUAAUUUAUUAACAUAAUAAAGUCACAUAUAACAGAAAGACAUUUUUUCUUGUAAUAAACAACCAGAUAUUCUGUCCAGAUUUUAAACACCACGUGAUUUUUCCUAAUAUUACAGAUAUCAGCUAGAAAAUCAAAUUUAGAUAUAAGAUUAUAUGUUAUCGAUACACUGCUAUCAUUAAAUAGCUGUAUACAUUUUUGAAAAUUGUCCAUGUAAAAUGUCACAUGGCUUGCUUUGAAAUAAUCACUGUUUAAGGAAGAAUGUUUUGCUGUGUUUUGUUUUCAAUAAAUUGUUUUAAUUCAA
Pecten maximus is the source of this 2166-nucleotide messenger RNA. Its product is annotated as protein shisa-4-like. The record is from RefSeq and is a predicted model, not a curated record. NCBI's taxonomy places the organism in Eukaryota, Metazoa, Mollusca, Bivalvia, Pectinida, Pectinidae. The transcript has 4 exons. The coding region runs from base 75 to 581 and encodes 168 amino acids.